CUCUCUAAAAGGGUCUCUCUUUUUCUUUCUCUUCUAGACUCUGUCUCUGUUUCUCUCUGUUUGUGUGUGUGAGUUUUUGCGAUGGCUCAGGCUGUGAUUUCGAUGAAUUCUCUGCCACUGGGGUUCAGAUUCAGUCCAACUGACAAGGAGUUGAUCGAUUACUACUUGAGGUUGAAGAUCAAUGGGAAUGAAAAAGAUGUCUCUGUUAUUCGUGAAAUUGAUGUCUGUAAAUGCGAGCCUUGGGAGUUGCCUCAUUUCUCAGCAAUAGAGACGAAGGAUCCGGAGUGGUUCUAUUUCUGCCCACAGGAUCGGAAGUACCCAAAUGGAUCUAGAUUGAACAGGGCAACGCGUGCUGGGUACUGGAAGGCGACUGGGAAGGAUCGGGAAAUCAAGUCCAAAAUAGGCUUGAUUGGAAUGAAGAAGACUCUGGUCUUCUAUAGGGGGCGUGCUCCUAGGGGUGAAAGGACUAAUUGGGUAAUGCACGAGUACCGCCCAACCCUGGAGGAGCUUAAUGGCACUAACCCUGGCCAGCGUGCCUUUGUCAUCUGCCGCUUAUUCAAGAAACAAGAUCUGAGCAUUGAAGUUUUGAACCAUGAUGAAGCGGCUGUUUCACCUGAAGAUACACAGUUAGAACUGGAUCCAGUGUCUCCAUCAUUGGGAGGGCAAGCUCUAAAUGAUCCCACAAGUGUUGAUGGCUUUCCUGCUGAAAAUUCUGAUGCAUCAACAUCUGACACUGUAGCUCCAGUCCACUGUAACAAAGGCAACAGCGUUGUUGCUGAAAAUCAAGGGGGAGAGUUACCUGAGAAUGAUCUGCAGCUGGAGGAUGACUUGGCCAUGUUCUUUGACCCAGAACCACAAGAUUGGAUCCCUUUCUCCCCAUUACAGGAGCUAGAACAUUUCCAUGUCCCCAAUGACCUCAACAGUGGUAAUGGUGGGGUGACGCCCCAAUAUGGCUCAAAUGAUCAAGAUGAUAUAGCUGCAUUCCUGGAUUCAGUUAUACGCGAUCCAGAUGAGUACUCAUAUGUUGGAUUUGGAAAUCAAAAUAAUCUGGCUUAUGAAAGUCAGGCCUUGAAUGUGGUAUCUGUUAAGGACAAUGGAUCAUGCAGUGUGUCAGAUGCUGAGGUGGUCAAUGCACCGCAUUUUCAAGGUUCUCUGAAGUCUGAAGACAUCAUUGACAGAAAGGCUCCUUUGCAGAACCCCAUCUCAUCUAGUGGUGCUUCUGAACAAAUGUAUGAUUAUAGUCUCAAGGAAUCGAGCAAUCAUUUGACUGCAGCCUCAAGUGGUGAGGUUAGAACUGGAAUCACGAUAAGGCAGCGCUCACAGAAAAUCCAACCAGGCAUUGGAAACUCUGCACAGGGCAGUGCUCCAAGAAGAAUACGUUUGCAGUGUAAACUUCAAGUGCAGCCACUUACCUCAAACUUGGUGCCAGAAGAUUGGAGACACACAACAGGGGACCAUGAAUUAAAACCAGUUGUUACAGAUGAGGAAAAUACUUCAGAAAAGCAUGCUGUUGCUGGUGAUCACAGUGCUGCUGCUACUACUAAUGCUUUUAGUGAACCCCAAAAUAUCCUUUCUAAUUCCAUCGAAAACUAUAAAACUUCUCAAGAACUAAGUACCAGUCCAAGGCCAAUCAUGAGGUUCAACAGCAGUAGCAAUUUGACAGGCUUUCUCGCAGCUUCUUUGUUCAGGGUAGGGCUGGUUGCAGUCUUGUUCAUAGGCUUUGCUAGCAUAUGGAGAUGUGUUAAAUUAUGAUUUCAGUUGGAUAUUAGGAUAUUGUACAUUUGUUUUUGAAACUGAGAGAGCUCUUUCAUGGUGAAGAUUUAGCAUUUUUAACCGACCUACGUCAUUUAAAAUUUAGAGGUGUACAUGGUGCUACAUCAUUCCUUAUUGAGAUUAUUAAAAAAAAUAUAGUGACUUGUCACCAUGUACACCUUUAGAUUUGUGAAAUUUUUAGUCUUCAUCAUGAAACAGUGAGGAUCCUACUUAGCUAUUUAGAGAACUUUUUGGGCAUGUAGUUGACACCAAAAUUUUUGUCUUUUUUGGGGCGGGGUUAGACUUGAUAGGAUAGAUUUCUUAGGUUUGUCGUUGCUAAGGACUAUAUUAUGUAAUUAUAUGUAACCAGCUAUCAAAAAAAAAAAA
Molecule: messenger RNA, 2139 nt
Organism: Quercus lobata
Lineage: Eukaryota; Viridiplantae; Streptophyta; Magnoliopsida; Fagales; Fagaceae
Product: NAC domain-containing protein 91-like
Exons: 6
Coding region: 82-1752 (556 amino acids)
Biological process (GO): regulation of DNA-templated transcription
Molecular function (GO): DNA binding
Source: RefSeq, a predicted model, not a curated record